Messenger RNA from Solea solea (common sole), 5561 nucleotides. It is a transcript of the gene il16, whose product is annotated as interleukin 16. Lineage: Eukaryota; Metazoa; Chordata; Actinopteri; Pleuronectiformes; Soleidae. The transcript is spliced from 26 exons. Gene Ontology annotation, biological process: leukocyte chemotaxis; induction of positive chemotaxis. The record is from RefSeq and is a predicted model, not a curated record. Gene Ontology annotation, molecular function: CD4 receptor binding; cytokine activity. The coding region runs from base 140 to 4966 and encodes 1608 amino acids.
AUGCACUUUAGUCCACAUGAAUAACGGGAAGGAUUCCUCGCUCUGAGGGACAGUUCUGACCUUCUGUGCCGUCUGGACUGAAUCCAUCCUCUGGAUGUUCUCUUUGUAGUUUUUGGUGGAUGCUGACUGAGAGGCAAACAUGAUCGACUACGAGCGUCCCUCUCCAUUAGGCUUCGGGCCGGCUGGGAGGAGGAGUGUGUUGGUUCCUGACAUCCCGACACACACAUACACACACACUCUGACGGCCAUGCCUCUAAGAUACUCCCACCAGAGGAGGAAAGCCAGCACAGCGGCUGCUCGGAGGAUGGAGAGGAGACGCAGGGACCAGGGCAGGAGCAGCGGCAACAACAGCAGCAGCUACAACAACAACAACAACGACGACGACCCGAGCAGCAGCCACAACCACCGCUCCAAGAAGCUGGCCAUGCUCUCCAGGUCUCUGAUACUGUGUCACUCCAAGACCAACGACGACUGUGGGGAGGAGAGGAAUUCUGGGGCAGUGGCGGACGGGUGGUGCAGGACACAGGGUUCAAGCUGGAGGACGGAGGCGACCACGGCUGCUGUUCACGCGGGACACAGAGGCGCGGAGAACGGACACUGCAGGAGGACGGCCAAUCAGCAGCCGGCGCUGGAGAGGAGAGGAGGGAGUAAGACGGACGAUCGCCUUCAUCACAGCAACACAGGAAGAGAGAAUAAACGGAGCUUAAGGAGAACGUUCAGCAUCAAGGAGAGCAGUAUCUGGAGGAUGUGUGUAGCCACAGGUCCUGCUGAGGAGGUGUGUUCGCCACAAAUGGCUGACAACAGCAUCCAGACGGGGGAUAAGGACAGUCGUGUGGAACCAGGGAGGAACGGAGUGAACCUUCACAGAGGCUGCAGCUUCCUGAGCUCAGACAAGCUGGCACCUUUUAACGGACACGUUCUAAAUGGCAGCACUUGGUCGGAGGCGGAGCCGGCGAGGAGCGUCCACAUUAAAGGCUGCAGCGAGGACAAUUCCACGCACGACGAAGACGACACUCUCCGUUCACGCAGUCUGAACACAAGUCCACAGCAUCCGUCUCUCGUGUCCCCAUGUGAGUCUCCGUCCCUGCCCGGAUUCACGGAGGAAGAGCUCUUAGCCAACAACAACCACCUCAAGUUACCCAUCCCAGAGGUGAACGAGGACAAGUGCUGGGAGACAGAGAAGACAGAGCAGAGUCCACCAGAGCAGACGGACAACAACAGGACACGCUCCAACUCAACCAGCGUUCAGCCGUACUGGAUCGGGGACUUGGACGCCAUCAUCAUGAAAUCCCCCGAGCUCUGCAGCAGUCACACGCACGGGAAUGCUGGUUUCUAUGGAAACAGGAAGUCACUGUCGCAGCAGCUGGAGUUCCCUCACACCAACACACAGCCCGUGCAGCGACCCUCGCGCUCUCUCAGCUCCGCCCAGCUCGUUCACUCGUGCAGCAACGUGCAACAAGCGUUCAUCAUCUGUAACAUCGUCCUGAUGAAGGGACACGGCAAAAGUCUGGGCUUCAGUAUCGUUGGAGGGAAGGACAGCAUGUACGGACCAAUGGGAAUCUACGUGAAGACCAUCUUCCCUGGAGGAGCAGCUGCUGCUGAUGGACGACUGCAGGAGGGUGAUGAGAUCCUGGAGUUGAAUGGAGAGUCUCUGCAUGGUCUGACUCACGACGAAGCUCUGCACAAGUUCAAACAAAUCAGGAAGGGACUGCUGACUCUGGUGGUGAGGACCAGCCUGCGCGUUGGCGCCCUCUGUGGUCAGGUGCAGGUGACGCAGCUGUGCAGGUCGCGCUCCCUCAGCUCCAGCGCGGGAAUCUCGCGGGUCAGCGCCAACAUGGGCGACUACAACUACCUGAACAACAGCUGCAGUAACUCACUGAGCGUCCCGGGUCAACCUGUCAAACCCAGAGACCGAGUCAUGAUGGACAUCAUCCUGCACAAAGAGGCUGGUGUUGGUCUGGGUAUUGGACUGUGUUGUGUUCCAUCUGCUGACGGAUGCCCCGGAAUCUACAUCCACACUCUCUCUCCUGGAUCUGUCGCUCACAUGGACGGCCGACUAUGGUGUGGAGACGAGAUCAUGGAGAUCAACGACACUGUGGUUUACAGCAUGGCACUGAACGACGUCUACACAGUCCUGAGCCAGUGUUCACCAGGUCCGGUCCACAUCAUCAUCAGUCGCCACCCGGACCACAAAGUAUCAGAGCAGCAGCUGAAUGACGCCAUCGCUCUCGCAGUGCAGAACAGCAAACUGAGGAAGGACAAGAGUCAGUGGAGCAUUGACGGUCUGCGCAGACUGGACUCGUGCUCUCACAGUCGUCAGAGGUGCGAGCACUGUCUGGAGAGGAGCGUCAGUCAGCAGACGGUGCGACGAGCGCAGAAGACCAUGACUCGCUCCUGUAGCGACAACGCCAACAGCCAGAACUACAGCCGCUGCCUCGCCAUCCACAACCUGCACAACACACACCACAACCUGCACAACACACACCACCACCACCACCUCCCGUCAGGACGCGUCCACAGCCUCGACACACACAAGUCUGUGACAGAGACUUGGUCAGAAAACAGACUGUCUGUGCCCAUGUAUCUUGAUGAAGACUAUAACAUUCCAUACAACUCUCCCGGUGCCAGCAACCGCUCCAGUCAGCUAACCCUGGACUUGGGCCUCAAGAGCAACAAGCCCCUCUGCAGGGCUCGUGCUGCUCCUCAGAGAUACUGCUGGCCAGACGUGACCAGUGAAGAAGGGUAUAACGGAGACUCCAGUGGUUCCAGUCGAGGAUCCCCAGUCAGAGACGAGGGAGUGGACCUGACGUCACACAGCAGCUGCCUGGAAGGAGAACGAAUAAGAGAACAGUCGGAGGGGAGCAAAGACGAUCGCACUCAUCGAGACGCUGCAGCCUCCGUCGACGACAGGCGACACUUCGGAGAUUCCUCAGUGUUGUUCUGCUCACUGCCAAAGAGAGGAGCUUUGAGGAGGCAGGCACGUAUUGAGCAACGUUCCCAAGAUCAUCUUCAGGAUCCCUGGGUUCGCCUCUCAGACAGCUCCCCGGAAAAAACACCCGAGAUCCACCUCCAGCACGCCACAGACGGUACCCGACCGGUCAACAUCCACAGCAAGCCCGCGACCAUGAGUGAUGAGGAGAAAGCUGUCGAGCUUAACGGCACGGCCACAGAUGAUACUUCAGAUCCUCCAUCCAACGACAUUCCAGAGAACCCAUGCGAAACUCCAGAAUUAAAGAAGGGGCCCCCGGUGGCACCAAAGCCCACCUGGUUCCGCCAGAGUCUGAGGAAAAUUCGAGACGAGCAGGACGUGAAGAAGCGCGUAAACUCUGCAGAGCAGAGAUCUGCUGCAGGAUUCAGCAGAAACUUCGGAAUCAGAUCUGCUUCAUCUGCCGCAAACCUGUCCAUCAAACAAAAGAUCCACUCAUUUGAGACUUUUUCCAGUCCAGAGAGUCCAGAGAAGAGGAGCCAGAGGAGGCUGGUGGCCCCCUCCGCAUCCCUUCCUCUGGUGGAGAAGGAGACCAGGAGUUACCAUGACUCAUGUGAAGAGCGUGGGAACAGCAAGCAUGGGAUCACCAAAGAGAUCCAGUCAGACCAAUCUGAAUGUGUUCGAGAGACAGACCUCAAUGUCGCUACUUCCCCCUAUAUCACUUCCUGUGAAGAUGGACCCCCCUCCAUUCAAAACCUGACAGUUCUUCAACCGUCUGACACCAUCAGCACUGACCUGGACUCUGGAAUUAAUGACUCAGCUUCAGCCGACAACGACAGGAAUAUCUUACCUUCCUCGCCGGCAUCAGAGCCAGAGAAGGUGGAUCUCAGCGAGGAACUACCUCCUCCAACGUCUCUUAAAUCCGAUCUUGGUGGAGGGGAAAGUCCUCCAGAGGCAGCAGAGGAUGGUGAAGUGCAAAUCCAAGAAAAGCCGCCGAGUAUGACAGCGAGUGUUGACCUCCCAACAGACAGUAACUCCACGAGAGGCCUAGAGGAAGAAAAUCUAGGGAAAAUCCUCGCCUUCAGCAACCAGGUUUCACAGGCACUGAUGCGUUCUCUACCCAUGUGCUCAAGCCACGGGAACCAGCGCUCUCCAAACCUGCAGGACGCCACGUCAGAGGACGCUAACAAUGUUGGCGAGUCUGAGUCAGCUGUGGACACAAGCGACAGAGGAUUCUCCGUCAGCUUGGCAACACUGAGAGAGUGCACCAUUGAGCGAGAGGAGGGGACGUCACAUGACGAGGCGGCGGUCACUUCCGCGUCUGCUCAGUCCGUGAUGUCAGCGAUCCCUUCACAGGAAAUACAGAUGAUGAUCCAGGAAGUCUCAACUCUAGAUGAAGAGACUCUGAAGCAACUGGUGGACAUCCACGUUGUGAUUCUGCACAAAGAGGAAGGAGCAGGACUGGGAUUCAGCAUCGCUGGAGGUUCUGACCUGGAGAGUAAAGCUCUGAUAGUGCAUAAGGUGUUUCCGAGCGGCCUGGCAGCUCAGGAGGGAACCAUCCUCAAAGGGGACGAGGUUCUGUCCAUCAACGGUCAAACGCUGCGCGGCGUCACACACGCCGCCGCCACCGCGGCUCUGCGUCAGGCCCGAGGCCUCGAACUCGCCGUGGUCGUCAUCGCCAAGAGAGCGGAGGACGAAGGAAGAGAGGCGGGAAUCUGCAGGAGCGAAGAGCCGACUCCUUCGCUGGAGGAGCAGGGAGCUCCGGAGUGUGUGCAGCUGGAAAAAGGAGCUGGAGGAGUGGGUUUUACUCUGGAGGGAGGAAAAGGCUCCAUUCACGGAGACAAACCUUUAACCAUCAACAGGAUCUUUACUGGUGGCGCUGCGGAGCAGAGAGGUCUGCGGUGUGGAGAUGAGCUGCUGCAGGUGCAGGGAGUCAGUCUGCAGGACAUGACGCGGUUUGAAGCGUGGAACCUGAUCAAGGCUUUACCUGAGGGAGUGGUCACAGCGGUGAUCAGGAGGAGGCCGACGGCGACGGACUGAGAGACACUGUCGCUGCUCACCAAACAGAAAAACUUUAUAAAAAAACACAAAAGAACACAGCACUUAAGAUAAACCAUCCAUGGCCUUUUCAUUAUCUACUGAUGCACAGCCUGUUCUCACUGGACGCUCCAUUUUGUCAUCUGUACCAAAUCCCAUUGAGAAAAUCAAUGUUUUUAGCGCACAGAGAUACAGGAGGCGCUGCUCUACUGCUGCCUUGUUGGCAAGUCUGGGUCACCGAGGCUGAUCAGCAUCGAGGACUUCAGAUACUGAAGUCGUAAAAUAACACAAUUUAACUCACUGACGGAGGCAGCAGUGCAUUGACAACUCGCGUGCGUGCUGUGAUGUAAAAUCACUGAUUUUCUCUAUGGAGUUUGGUCCUGGCGAGGAAAGUGGUGUACGAAGAUUUCUGAGUGUCACUUUCAGCCAUUCAGUCUCAGUCUCAUCUCAUCACCAGUAUUUCAUUCACCUUCAGUGGAACAUUUCUCAGCUCUCAGCCCGGACAGUGUCAAACGCUCACGUGAAUUAACUGUGUGGAAAUUUGCAAACUGUUGUUUUCCUUGUGUGCUCUUAAAUAAAGAUUCUAAUAAAGCAGCAA